Melitaea cinxia (Glanville fritillary) is the source of this 1482-nucleotide messenger RNA. It is a transcript of the gene eIF2beta, whose product is annotated as eukaryotic translation initiation factor 2 subunit 2. NCBI's taxonomy places the organism in Eukaryota, Metazoa, Arthropoda, Insecta, Lepidoptera, Nymphalidae. Gene Ontology annotation, molecular function: translation initiation factor binding; translation initiation factor activity; mRNA binding. Gene Ontology annotation, biological process: formation of translation preinitiation complex; formation of cytoplasmic translation initiation complex; translational initiation. Gene Ontology annotation, cellular component: eukaryotic translation initiation factor 2 complex. Bases 132 to 1070 code for a protein of 312 amino acids. The transcript has a single exon. The record is from RefSeq and is a predicted model, not a curated record.
UACUGCAAAGGCAACACAGCAAUCAAAUUUGUAUUUUGUGUUCUCUGUGCACUUAUGCCAAAUUUCUAUAUUCUGCACUCUAACCAAGUUUUAAUAUUAAAAUUAUAUAGUAAGUGAUAGAAAAGUUAAUCAUGGAUGACGAUAUGAUUUUUGAUCCCUCUUUGAAAAAGAAAAAGAAGAAGAAGACUGGUUUUGAUAUAGAGGCUGCGCUCGCUGGAGAGCAAAAUGAAACCACGAGUACCGAAGCACCUGCGGAGUCCGGUGACGUCGACGUGCCCGAAGAUGAGAACCUUGACUUAGAUAAUUUUGGUAUAAAGAAAAAGCGGAGAAAGAAGACAUUUUUUAAUUUAGAUGAGUUAGAAAGUGCUUUACCGGAGGUUAAGGACGAAAAACUUCCAAUCGAAGAAAAUGAGCCCCAAGAUGAAAAAGUUAUCGAUGACUUGGACUUAGACAUUGACUUUUCUAAGACUAAGAAAAAGAAAAAAAAGAAGAAUAUUGAUGAACUUGUGAUUGAAGAUGAUACAAGGGGAGAAGAUCAAGAGAGGGAGGAGGAUGUGCAUGGUGAUUGGAUAGGUAGCGAUCGUGAUUAUACGUAUGAUGAACUACUUGAGCGCGUAUUUGAUAUAAUGAGAGAAAAGAACCCGAGCAUGGUGUCCGGUAAGAAACAGAAAUUUGUUAUGAGACCUCCUCAAGUUGUAAGGAUUGGUACAAAGAAAACUUCAUUUGCGAAUUUUACAGAAAUCUGUAAAACUCUUCACCGUCAGCCUAAACAUUUACUAGACUUUUUACUUGCCGAAUUGGGAACAAGUGGCUCCGUAGACGGUAACAGUCAGCUUAUUAUCAAGGGUCGUUUCCAACAGAAACAAAUAGAGAAUGUUUUGCGUCGAUACAUUAAAGAAUAUGUAACAUGUCACACAUGCCGUUCUCCAGACACAAUCUUACAAAAAGAUACCCGAUUAUUCUUCCUUCAGUGCGAAACGUGUGGGUCACGCUGCUCUGUGGCUAGCAUUAAGUCUGGUUUCCAGGCCGUCACUGGAAAGAGAGCAGCCAUACGUGCAAAGACUGCAUAGUUUGUUAGUGCUUAGUGAUAAUCAAUUUUAUGAUUGAAGAUCCAGGGUACAGACAGGAGUUUUCCCUUUCAUAUAGCUUUUAUAUAUUGUAAAUUUCAAUUGUUUAUUUCAGCUGUAAAUCUGGUGCUGAUAUGAAUGUUAUAUUUGCCAGGAAACUGGCAUGUAGUAAUGUAGUCUGUUGUUUUAAAAUCAAAAUAUCAUCUGUAUUGAAUUUGUAAUUUACUCUGUCUAUAUACAUAUUUGUUUCUAUUAAGUAGUGAGAGUUGAAGUUUUUUUAAUUAUCAGGAAUUACUUUUCACCCUAUUUUUGUUUAAACAAAUAAAUUGAAAUUCUGGAUGUACCCUAUAAUAAAUUAUAUUUAUGUAUAGCUCACUCCUGUAUUAUUCUCAUUGGUACACAAUGUUUUUAAAAA